UAGCAGCACAGCUGCUCACAACAUCCUCAGGUUAAGCCCUUCUGACUGGACAUUUUGGACACAUUUUCUGUAUCUGCACAUCCUACAACCCACAAAACAAGAGGAUUUAUUGUCGGUGUGGAAAAACGGGAACUGUCACGGAUAGCUAGCACAGACGUCAGAUAGCAGGCUGCUUUGCCCCGGCACCGUGAGCCACCAACCGGCCGCAGGGACCCGGAGGGGCUGGCUAGCUUAAAGGCUAGCUAACUGGCUUUACCCUGGGAGAGCCUCUCUGACCAGCAUCCUCAAGCACUUCACUGCGUUGACACCAACUCAAAGGGUGUGAAGAUGGAUUGAAACAUGAAGGGCGGAACUGUCCCAUCAUCACAAUAGGAGGGCUUCUCUAUAAGGUUGUGCUCUGCAGCUUAACUGUGUGACUGAACUGGGAGACAGAGAGGAAGAUGCCUCCCAGGCCGUCCUCAGGGGAGCUAUGGGGCAUCCACUUGAUGCCUCCCAGGAUCCUGGUGGACUGCCUGCUGCCCAAUGGGAUGAUUCUGACCCUGGAGUGUCUCCGUGAGGCCACGCUCAUCACCAUCAAACAUGAGCUGUUCAAGGAGGCCAGGAAAUAUCCCCUUCAUCACCUCCUGCAGGAGGAGACGUCCUACAUCUUUGUCAGUGUUACACAGGAAGCAGAGCGGGAGGAGUUCUAUGAUGAGACCCGGAGGCUGUGUGACCUGCGACUCUUUCAGCCCUUCCUCAAGGUCAUUGAACCAGUGGGCAACAGAGAGGAAAAGAUCCUCAACAGAGAGAUCGGUUUCGCCAUUGGUAUGCCUGUGUGUGAGUUUGACCUUGUGAAGGACCCCGAGGUUCAGGACUUCAGGAGAAACAUCCUGAAUGUUUGUAAAGACUCUGUGGAGCUGCGAGACGCCAGCGGGCCCCACAGUAGAGCGCUGUAUGUUUACCCACCCAAUGUAGAAUCCACACAGGAACUUCCCAAACACAUCUAUAGCAAACUGGACAAAGGUCAGAUUAUUGUUGUGAUUUGGGUGAUUGUUUCUCCAAACAACGACAAACAAAAGUAUACGUUGAAAAUCAACCAUGAUUGUGUGCCUGAACAGGUGAUAGCAGAGGCCAUUCGUAAGAAGACACGCAGCAUGCUGCUGUCCCCAGAGCAGCUUAAGAUGUGUGUUCAGGAAUAUCAGGGUAAAUACAUCCUCAAAGUUUGUGGCUGUGAUGAGUACCUGCUGGAAAAGUACCCCAUCAGCCAGUAUAAGUAUAUCCGUAGUUGCAUCAUGCUGGGCAGGAUGCCUAACCUGAUGCUAAUGGCUAAGGACAGCCUGUACACCCAGCUGCCUACAGAUAACUUUGUCAUGCCUUCAUACUCUCGGCGCAUCUCCACAGCAACGUCCUAUAUGAAUGGCGAGGCAGCUGCCAAGUCGCUGUGGACCAUCAAUGGAACGCUGCGGAUACGAAUCCUGUGUGCUACCUAUGUUAACGUCAAUAUACGUGACAUAGACAAGAUAUAUGUGAGAACAGGCAUUUACCAUGGAGGUGAACAGAUGUGUGACAAUGUCAACACACAGAGAGUGCCCUGCUCUAACCCCAGGUGGAAUGAGUGGCUCACCUAUGAUAUGUACAUCCCAGACAUACCCCGUGCUGCCAGACUCUGCCUCUCCAUCUGCUCUGUGAAGGGCAGGAAGGGAGCUAAAGAGGAGCACUGUCCACUGGCUUGGGGUAAUAUUAACUUGUUUGACUACACUCACACUCUGGUGGCCAACAAGAUGGCUCUGAACCUCUGGCCUGUCCCUCAUGGCCUUGAAGACCUCCUCAACCCCAUAGGGGUCACUGGCUCCAACCCUAAUAAGGAGACCCCUUGUCUGGAGAUAGAGUUUGAUCACUUUAGUAGUUCAGUCAAAUACCCAGAUAUGAAUGCAGUAGAGGAUCAUGCAAACUGGACCAUCUCAAGGGAACUGGGGUUUAACUACAACAUCUCUGGACAGAGCAACCGUGUGGCCAGAGAUCACGCCCUGACAGAGAGCGACACUGAGCAGCUGAAGCAGCUGAGUAACAGAGACCCUCUUUCAGAAAUCACUGAGCAGGAGAAAGACUUCCUCUGGAGACACAGACACUACUGCAUGAACAUCCCUGAGAUCCUUCCCAAGAUCCUUCUCGCUGUCAAGUGGAACUCCAGAGAUGAAGUAGCACAGAUGUACUGUCUGUUAAAGGAAUGGCCCUCUAUCCGUCCUGAGCAGGCCAUGGAGCUGUUGGACUGUAACUAUCCAGACCCCAUGGUCAGGCACUUUGCUGUACGCUGCCUUGACAAAUACCUGACUGAUGACAAACUGUCCCAGUACCUCAUCCAGCUUGUACAGGUAUUAAAAUAUGAGCAGUAUCUUGACAAUCCCCUGGCCCGUUUUCUUCUCAAAAAGGCCCUGACCAAUCAAAGGAUAGGACAUUUCUUCUUCUGGCAUCUCAAGUCAGAAAUGCACAAUAAAACAGUGAGCCAGAGGUUUGGGCUGCUGUUAGAGGCCUACUGCAGGGCUUGUGGCAUGUACCUCAAACACCUGAGCAGGCAGGUAGAAGCCAUGGAGAAGCUUAUUAACCUCACUGACAUCCUUAAACAGGAGAAGAAGGAUGAGACACAGAAGGUCCAGAUGCGGUUUCUUGUGGACCAGAUGAAGAGACCAGACUACAUGGAUGCUCUGCAGAACUUCACUUCUCCUCUCAACCCUGCACACCAACUGGGAAACCUAAGGUUAGACGAAUGCAGGAUCAUGUCAUCAGCUAAGAGACCGUUGUGGCUCAACUGGGAGAAUCCAGAUAUCAUGUCAGAGCUGCUCUUUCAGAACAAUGAGAUAAUCUUCAAAAAUGGAGAUGACUUGCGGCAGGAUAUGCUGACAUUGCAGAUCAUUAAAAUCAUGGAGAAUAUUUGGCAGAAUCAGGGCCUGGACCUGCGGAUGCUUCCCUAUGGCUGUCUGUCAUUAGGAGACUGUGUGGGUCUCAUUGAGGUGGUUCGCAGCUCCCACACCAUCAUGCAAAUUCAGUGUAAAGGAGGUUUGAAAGGAGCCCUGCAGUUCAACUCAAACACUCUGCAUCAGUGGCUCAAGGACAAGAACAAGGGCGAGAUGUAUGACAUGGCUGUGGAUCUGUUUACGAGGUCCUGUGCUGGCUACUGUGUAGCUACAUUUAUCCUUGGGAUAGGAGACAGGCACAACAGCAACAUUAUGGUCAAAGAUGAUGGACAGCUGUUUCAUAUAGAUUUUGGCCAUUUCCUGGAUCAUAAGAAGAAGAAAUUUGGCUACAAGAGAGAACGAGUGCCCUUUGUGCUGACACAAGACUUCCUCAUUGUCAUCAGCAAGGGAUCCCAGGAGUGUGCGAAGACCAAAGAGUUCGAAAGGUUCCAGGAGAUGUGCUAUAAAGCCUACCUGGCCAUCCGGCAGCACGCUAACCUCUUCAUCAACCUGUUCUCCAUGAUGCUGGGCUCUGGCAUGCCCGAGCUGCAGUCAUUUGAUGACAUUGCCUACAUUAGGAAGACUCUGGCCCUGGAGAAGAGCGAACAGGAGGCGUUGGACUACUUCAUGAAACAGAUGAACGAUGCUCACCAUGGAGGAUGGACCACCAAGAUGGACUGGAUAUUCCACACAAUUAGACAGCAUGCACUAAACUGAUCUCCUGCACACACAAAAAAACUCCCACCAUAAAGUAUUUACUUCUGUCAGCCAGCUGUUCAAGUCUGAAGCACGGAGCACCAAUUUCAUUUCUCCAUCACAGCAGAUGUCCUGAACAGCUCACUGAUGAUGAAAGUUUGCAGCUUGAAUAUUUCUUUUUUUUUAAACACCAGCACCAUUUCUGUUUAGUUCUUCUUUUUCUGCAUUUCCUGACCAUGAUCAUCUUCCUUUUUGUGUGGUCACACUUCCCUCUGUUUGUCCUGCGUCUACAAGGCAGCGUUGUCCUCACGGCCCUCUGAAGAUGUGCCCUACCUGGCUGAUGCUUGUACCUUUGGCUACUAUGCUUCCAGUAGGUAGCCAAGGAAAUUUUACCGCUUACCCUGCUGCCCUUGCAGGAAAAACACAAAUUGGACAAAUCGUGAAAGAGUGUAAAAAAAAAAGAUGAAUCUGCCCGUCUAUAAAUUUAGCCACAAAGUUCAACUCGCUGCCCUUCUGCUGUAUUAGUGCUGCACUGUGGCUCCACCCCAGAAAGGAAGUGCAUGGGAAACUUCUUGUUUGUUUGUUUUCUUUUUAAAUCGUAUCACUGCUGAGAAGAUAACGGGCACAAGGGACUGUCUGAUUAUCUUAGAUUAUAGAAGUGUGACUCAAAUUUGUUGUACAGUGCAGGGUUACUGGAGUACGGGAGCUUCGAUAAUGACUACCACUGCACAGUCUUGCCCUGAGCUGAUUUGGUGUCGGCUUUUGACCCUUUGUGAGGAAAUUUCAAAGCUCAAAAACUGCUGAAGAGUCUCUGGGUUGUUUUGCACAGCUCUACAGUCUCAGUGAAAAAGCGCUCCGCCCUUGGGAACAUUUGUUGGUGGCGCAGCGUUGGACUCUUGCAUAACCUUCAGGAUGAUGAUGCCUCUCCUUCAAAAAACAGCACUUAGAAAAAACAAAAUAAUAUACAGAUUUAUUAUGACUUUUUAAAUUUAUUUAUGUAUUGUAGUUUCUUUUAGUUUCUACACCCUAACUCAACUCUCCAGAAACACACCAGUGUUUGUCUAAAUAUAUGUGUUUGUUUUUUGUUUCUACUUUUUACUUUUUUUGCUUCCUUCUGCCUUCUUUUGACCAAGAAUGCAACAGCUUUUCCCUGUUUUUUAGUAAGACUGCUUGUUCUUUUUUUGCAUACUUGGGAAGGCAAAAUGGCAAGAGUCAAAGUGCCAGUCUCACAUUUAUUGAAGAAUGGGACCUAUUUUAAGCCUCUGGCUGUCUGCUGUGACGGUGAGCAAAGGCCCAGGGGAAUGUCUUCCUGUUGAUAAAAUGCCUUGGCGUCACAGCACAACACUCCACGACAGUGCACACUGCUAAAUCCUACAACCUCUUCUUAAACGAGCUGUAGUAAGUAAACCAGCACUAUUAACAUGAAAAGCAUGAGAAGCUAGCUUUGCCCUUCAUUGUGUAUUAUUUAUAUUUCUAACCAUGUUAGGUUGAUGGUUUUAAGCAUGUCCCCAAUUAGAAUGUCUUUAAAAUUUUUUGACUGAGCCCAUAAUGCUGGCGUCGUUCGAGCCAUGCUUCCUGUUGCCAGGCAGUGUUAAAGCCAUGCUCUGCACCUUUUUGUUGGAAGCUUAAAUUUUACACAUUUUUCAAAACAGAAAGAUUUGAACAUGUGGUGUUUUCAGCAUUUUAAAGUCAAUGAAGUGGCUGCUGCUGCCAUUGAAACAGUUUGCAUGGAUGAGAUUAAUAUAUGAGAGGGAUUUCAACAUGUCAUUCAAAUUUGAUUGAGUUUCUCAAAAGUGGGCAUGGUUUAGCAAGUACAGAGUGAUGUGGAGCUGUAGGACUGUUCCACCUACACCACCUACCUUGUUUGGUCUGUAGGCAGAGGAUGAGGGUGAAAUGAAUAAAUUAGAUGUCGGCGAUAUUCUGUGGACACAUUGGUUCUACUGUUGCAUCACUCUGCUAGCUACUGUGAGCCACUAGCUAACAGUCAAGUGCGCUUUUAUAUGACGGGGUGGGGUUAGCUAAUUUCAUUGGAUUUAUUUGUGUAAACGCCUCCAUGUUUAAGAUGAAUCAUCAAAAAAUCUUGAAUGCUAUACAGAAGGAGAAAAGGUAAAGAUUUUAAUGUAAAAUCCUCAAAAAUGCAUUUUUGUUUCACUGUCUCUUUGAAGAGACCAUAGCUGGCUGGUCUCUGAAGAUGGGCCAUUUUGGAAUUUCUAAAAUCCAAAAUGAUUUAAUAAAAGAUGUUUUGAUAAUCAGAGAACAGUGAAAGGCAGUAAAUCUAACUUUGCCAGUUUAAUUGAGAAACUCUUGUACAGUGAUCUUUGCUGAGGAGAGAAUGUAGUAUUUUAUAAGAAAAGGUGACUCAGAGCAGCCUCACUAGCGCCCGACUUCCUCAUAAUGUACCUAGAAAGACGUUUGGAUGUGGGCAUAGCUAAAUUAUUGUCUUAGUAACCCUACAGUGUGAAACUCAAUCAGCCAGCAAAACAGAAAGUCUGCACUUCGCCAGUUCCAACAUUGAUUGUAUUGAAAAGCCAAAGUUGUGGUCUGCUCUGAUGUGGCGCUUGUUUGGGAUGUUAUAUUAUUGCAGCAUUAAUGGCUAGAAUGUACUUAGUUGCUAAUAUGGACCUUAGGUGUGCUCAUCUCUUUUUUUUUUGCAUCAUUCAUGUUUCCUUUCUAAUGUUAGGCGAAGUUCCACUCAACAUACAACAGGUUAUCAGCAGAGAGCUCUUCUGUCCAUCACUAAUCCUUUUUUUUCUCAACGUGCCAAAUCAGGCAUCACUGAGGCCUGUAGAAACUAAUGCUGGAGGUGCAUCAUGCAGUAAGGCAUAUCAGUUACAGACUUUAAAAAGAAAAAAAAAAGAAGAAAAGGGUUGGGGUGUGCACUUCAGAAUUCUAGCUCUCAAUGCCUUUUUGUCCAAUAGGACUCUGUAAGAAGAAAGUUAGCCUAGUGUACAUGUCUAUCAAGCAGCAUAACCAGUAUGUAUGAUGUGCAUUUUGAAGCAGCAUUAAAGCACCAGUGUGUAGAAUUGGGUGGUAUCUAGUGGUGAAGUUGCAGAGUGCAACCAACUGAACAUCCCUCGCCUCCUUCCAAGUGCGUAGGAUAACCUAGUGUGGCCGUUUUGGUUUGUCCUUUCUGGGCGACUGUAGAAACAGGCCGGUGCACUGUGGAUGACGACACACUCCCUCUGUAGCUAUAAAGGGCUCAUUCUAAGGUAAUGAAAACAGAACGAUUCAUAUUUUCAGGUGAUUCUACACUAAUAAACAUAAUUAGAUAGUCAAUAGAUCCCCCUAAAUCCUACACACUGGAUAUUUAAGCUGUGUAUGUACAGUUACAGUCAAACCUCUUUUUCUAUGGGAGGCUUCAUGUGCGACAAACCUGCAGUGUUGUUAUCUUUACUGUCGUUUCCCAUGUGCUCUCCAAACUGAAGCAUGUGAGUGUGUUUGUGUGUGCAUUAAUUGUGUUUCUGUACAGGUUGCAGAGCUUCAUUGGCAGGCUCCAAUGAAAACCCACACUAUGUAUGUAUGUAUGUACAUGUCCAUGUGUCUGUGUGUGACACUUAACUGUUGAAGUGAUGGUGUCUCUAAAUGUUUUGUAAGCCUUUUUUUCCCACUGGCUUGUCUGUGCCAGAGGAAGGAGAAACAAGAAAAAAAAAAAAAAAAACGGUGAAGUUUUUGCAUCGUUUGUAAGGAAGCAAACGAGGGGAAAUGGAGAAACUUUUUUCAUACAUCAGUUGUAAAUGUUUUACUUGAAAUGUCGCGAAUCGGAACCACAGCUGUUUUUUGUUGGUUUAAAAUGGAGAUGGGGCGGGGGUGCAGCGUCUAUUUAGUACUGAUUGUGAGAGUGUGUGUGUGUGUGUGUGUGUGUGUAUUUUACUGUACGUAAGCACCGAAGGUUGAAGCAUUGUGUAUAGGCUGUAUGUUUGAUACUGGUAGUGAGUUUUAUUGAUGCCACAGUCCUGAGUUUCCAAAGUGAACACUCAGCUACGUCUUGAACUAAUGAAGGACUAAAGUUGUCCUUGAGUUCUCAUUUCUAAGAUCAGGUGCAGCCUGAACUAUGACGAAGUAUCUUACAGUAUUUAAGAAGAUUUGAUAAUCUUGUAUUUUCAUCUUCAGCCUCAAAAUCCUUAAAAUGUUCAGCACCGAAGUGACAGUUCUCACAUCUUUGCAGAGCGCGUUUGUUUCUCCGGGUCCUCAACUUUGGCACUGAAGUGGUGCAGGAAUUCUGCAAGAACUGUUGCACUAGUUUUUCCUCCCUGAUGUGAAGGCUUUGAUGGCAAACAUGCUUUAUCCCUUUUAAAUGUCAAAAAGCUCAGCGAUGAAAACGCAGGCUCAUGUUUUACAAAUCUGCUUAUCACAUGAUCAACGCUCAACUAUCUGCAGGAGAUUGAGUGUCACAUAAUGAUGCACGCUCAUUGACCUGCUGUUUUACUAAGAAGUUGAAGUUGGAAAUGAUCUUAUUUAAGCACCUUAUGUGUGCAGAGAAAUACUGACAGACUUUCUGUGAAGUUGAACAGACGAGUGAAAAUCUGCUUUCAUUCAGUCAUUCUUCAGUUUGCCCCUGCUAAUACAAUCAUCAUCACAUCAUGAUCUGAGCUAUAAUCCCAUGACAAACAGUGGACAUAAUAACAUGAACACUUAGAAAAUCCAAUGCGAUUCAAUGCAAUAUCUGUGUAGUAAAUUACUACUUUUGUGAAACUUACAGCGUCUGACCUUGAUGAGUACCAGACGAGACGUGUUUUCUGUUACUGUCGGACACGUGUUCACGUUAUUGUUUCCACCACCUGUGCGAAUAAAGACCCUGAUGCUUUGUGAAUCUGGCCACAGAUCUUAAUCUGUGUGUUUCUGCCUGCAAAGCAGUUAAAUACAAACUGUCAAAGCCUUGUUUUAACACAGUGUUUUUAGAAACCCUUUGAACCGAAUGAAUGUCGAGAGUUUCAAACUCCUAUGCUUUGAGAAAAAAAAGCAUUGGAAUCAAGACUAAUUACGUACUAAUCGUUUCGAUAACUGAUCAUUUGUGAUCAUUAUUGAGGCUUCUUAAAUGUCCCAAGCUUUCACUUUGAAGAGAAAUAUUGACUCAGUGGUCUGUGGUUUCAUGUUCUUUUCUGUAUGCAGUGCUCUAAACUACAUUUUAAUGUGUCACUAAUAAUUUCCAACAUACCAUGCUGUCAGAACUAUACUACGAAUGAAUGUACAAUGGGCCAAUAUAUUGGUUUUCCACAACCUACCUGCAUGAGAUUGUCGGUAAAGAUGAAUACUCUUCUUGCUACAUGUAUUAUUUGUUUGUUUUUUUUAUUUAGUCUGCUAAGCAGCCAUACAGAUGUUUAUAAAUUGAUGCCUUAAGUUUGCUCCCUGUAGGAACAGUUUCUAGGAGAAGUUCUUCCACAGAAUAACCUGCGUUUUUAUUUAUAAAUGUAUAAUGUGUUUCGUUUUGGCUCCCUGGUCACAGAGUAAAGGUUUGUACCCUGACUGACCGACUGACUGACUGGUCAUCUGAGUGUUCUGUGAAGAUGUACAAAUAAAUUUGUUAAACAUUCACCCAGCUGUGUUUGCCCGUGCACUGUCCUCUCUUGCAGUAUGACUGUAAAGCAGGCCUCUUAACAAAAUCUUACUUUCUUCAUGUCAUGAUCCUGGGU
Molecule: messenger RNA, 9256 nt
Organism: Chelmon rostratus (copperband butterflyfish)
Lineage: Eukaryota; Metazoa; Chordata; Actinopteri; Chaetodontiformes; Chaetodontidae
Product: phosphatidylinositol 4,5-bisphosphate 3-kinase catalytic subunit alpha isoform-like
Exons: 26
Coding region: 441-3647 (1068 amino acids)
Biological process (GO): phosphatidylinositol-mediated signaling; phosphatidylinositol-3-phosphate biosynthetic process; phosphatidylinositol 3-kinase/protein kinase B signal transduction
Cellular component (GO): plasma membrane; phosphatidylinositol 3-kinase complex, class IB; phosphatidylinositol 3-kinase complex, class IA
Molecular function (GO): 1-phosphatidylinositol-3-kinase activity; 1-phosphatidylinositol-4-phosphate 3-kinase activity
Source: RefSeq, a predicted model, not a curated record